Haliaeetus leucocephalus (bald eagle) is the source of this 8440-nucleotide messenger RNA. It is a transcript of the gene AKAP13, whose product is annotated as A kinase (PRKA) anchor protein 13. Bases 71 to 6838 code for a protein of 2255 amino acids. Gene Ontology annotation, biological process: regulation of Rho protein signal transduction; positive regulation of canonical NF-kappaB signal transduction; adrenergic receptor signaling pathway. Lineage: Eukaryota; Metazoa; Chordata; Aves; Accipitriformes; Accipitridae. The record is from RefSeq and is a predicted model, not a curated record. Gene Ontology annotation, cellular component: membrane; actin cytoskeleton. Gene Ontology annotation, molecular function: guanyl-nucleotide exchange factor activity; MAP kinase scaffold activity. The transcript is spliced from 32 exons.
GAGCCUGUGUGCAAGUGUAAACAGUGCCGUAAAUCUUCCAUCCUGUGGAAAUACAAAUGAGGAAGCUGGAAUGACAUCUGCUGGAGUUGUUCUGGAUCAAGCUGGCUUGUGCAGUAAAGAUAGUCCCCAUCAGGAAGUGCAAGCUGCUGAGGAGCGUGCAGCUGACAGUACUGUUACUGUGGUUGAAACUACAGGCGAAGCCCCAGCUUCCUUGGAGGGCGUGGAUGUGGCUAUGGGCCAAACUGAAUGCAGGAACUGUACAGGGGCAGCUGAGAGGGCUGCGGGCCAGCAGCAGGGAGAGGAUGGGAUGGCUGAGGCUGGUGAAAGGAGGACUGCAAACAUAGAAGAGCAAUUGCCAGCUAAGGAAGAGUCAGCCAGUGCCUCUCAGCCCUUACUCGGUGGUUUUAAUGGCACCGAGAGUGCAGAUGGGGAGGAUGCAAAUGUGGGAGUGGUGUCGGCGUGUGACAGUACAAAUGCAGAUGAUGGCACUGGCAUUGUCUCCAUUGACCUUUGCAAGACCAGCAAUAACAAAGAGACUGGAGCAGACUCGUGUACUGAUCAGGUAAACAGUGGCUUCUUGGAAAGCCAAGGCGAUGCCCAUGCUGCGGCGAGGCAGGAUGUCACUGCAAGUGCUGGGGCAGCGUUGCCAGCGGUGAAUGGGGUGAAGUUUCCCACAUGUGCAUCAAAACCUGAUCCUGGUUUGGAAAUCCAUGGCAGCGGGGAGCAAGAAGGGCAGAUAGAAGCAGGUUGCACAGUUGGGAAAUCCAGCUUGCCCUCCCUGAAAGACAGUAUGGAAACUGAUGGCCCUGACGCUAAACCUGAAAACAGUGACAUUGGUGGAUCUAAUCAAAGCGGUGCAGAACCUGCACCUUGCCAGGAGAGCGGUAAGAUCACUGAACGUGCAGCUGAAGCAAUGGAGGGCAGCGAAGCCCGUGAAGAGGAGCCAGCAGGACCUGAUACCAGCAGCAGCGGAGAUGGAGGAAGUGCAUAUUCUGCAGAUGGAGGUCAGGAAGUUGCUAGCUGUCACCCUUCUGCUGAUCAAACUGUUGUUGAAGAUGAAAUGGGCGACAGCUUCAAACCGGGCACUGCUCAAGAGAGCAAAUAUGAGCCUGCGUCGCUCCCUCUGGAGGGUGCCAGCGCAUGCCUGGCAGAAAAAGAGCCUGCACAAACCGAAGCAGAGAUAGCAGAAAGUGCUUCGGAGCAGGAGGGGCUGAGCAGCAAGAUGCAAUCACUCAUUCCCCUACCCAGAGGAGAAGGACCGGCUGUGAGUCAGGAGGGAGAUGCUGCAGUGGCACCUCCCGGGCAGGAGGCAGCUCUGCAAGUUAACGACCCUGGGUUAGCUCCGUGUGCCAAGGGCACAGACUGUGUGGAGGAUAAUUUAAUAGGCACACCCUCUGUAACUCAUAAUGAAGAAUCUAAACAAAACCAGGAAGCAGUGACGGUGGCGGCAGGCUCAGCAGAGCUUGCCCAGCAGCGUGGCGGGGAGCAUGGCAAGGUAGCUGCCGGAGCCGGCUGGCCUGAGGACCAUGCAGGGGAUGAGGGCUCUCCAGAGCAGAGCCUCUUGCAGGAGGCUGAAGGGGGCAAAGCUGAGCCCGAGCAGGAGGCUUCUGCAAGUGGCAGGGAGCAGGUCUUGUCGGAGGAACUUCGUGCUGCUGUUGUGAAACCCUCUGCCUGCUGUCAGGAGGGGCCUGUGGCAGGUGGCAGCAAUGUGGAUGCUGAGAUGAGAGGGACAGCCCGUGCCAAAGAAGCGUGCAAGACCAGGGCAGUGGGUGCAGGAGAAAGCACCAUCCGUGAACCUGCAUCGGCAGGCAAGUCACCAGGUGUGGAGAGCGACCCUUGUCCGGAUGCGGCCCUGAACCAAGAACAUUAUCCCAGUCAAACCCUACAACAAAUCUCCCCGCGCAGCAGUACCCCCGAAUUAAAGGAUGCUUCAGAAAUGAGAGCCCCGAGUGAUGCCUGUGAGGGUAAGGAAGUGUUAAGGCCGGUGACAAUAACCCCUGUCGCAGCCUUUCUGGAAGAGCAGGAGGAUACGGAAAGCAUGCUUCCCCGGGCAGCGCUUCAGCCCAUCGCAGAAGAGCCCACGUGCGACAGCGACUCCAGCACCGACACCGUUUGUCCAGCUGGCGAGAGUGAUGCUGGUCACACUGCAAAACCAGCUCAGGGGGAGGUCUUGGCUGAGCCUGAUGGGAAGCAAAGCCAACCUGUACCUGAAUCGCACUUGCCGUGUUUGUGCUAUUUGCAUGCUGUUGAGUCACUGGAAAAUGUGGGAGUAAAGAGUUUUGUUUCGUCAAGUGAUGGCUACUCGCUGGAUAAAGUUCCUAAAAUGGUAAAAAGUUUUGAUGCGGUGGUUUUUGCAGCGGAGACACCUUGUUCUCCUGAAUUACCAGCCACAGAAAAAGUGGAGCUUGAGACCCAGGCUGCAGUGGAUGUGGGAGCCAGCCUUAAUGGAGAAAUGGAUUUAAGUUCCUCAACGAAGAAGAGGAACAUCAGCCCAGCAGUGCAACAAGCUGAGCCUGUUACAGGGAAGUUGGAAAUGAAAACUGAAGAUGAGGUGGAUUUUCUGAAAGAUCGUGUCGAGAGCGCAGCCCGCGAGGAAGUGAUAAACCGUGAAAGCUGGUGUUCGCUGGAGCCAUGUCCCAAUUCUUCCCUGCUGGAGCGCAAGCGGACACGAGAGUCUCCAGAAUGUGAGAACUUCUUGGAAGAUGGGCUGAGUAGCGUCUGUGCCUCAUCACAGGGUGUCCUUAAAAGAGAGUCUGGGAGCGAGUCUGACCUCUUCCCCUUGCCUGGUGAUGGGAUGGAAGACCUUGUCUUUGGAAAGCAGCCUGAAGAGGAGCAGUCUGCCUGUGAUGUUACCAGCUCCAGUUCUUCUGCCGAUGACACCAUGUCCCUGGAGAGGAACUCAUCCUUGGGCAGCGACACAUCCCUUCCCUUCCCGCCAACGGUGAACUUUGUCCAGCCCAAGGACAGGCACAGCCUGGAUGGCAGCUGCAUGAACAUGGUGGCCACGGAGGGAGGAGAGAAGGAAGAGGAGCUGGACAGUAUCACGGAUGUGCCCGCUCAUUCCUCCGUCUUACGAAACUCCAUGCGGCCACUGUCACCUUUCCGUCGACACAGUUGGGGGCCAGGGAAGAACGCCACCAAUGAAGCAGAAAUAAAUCAGAGGAGUUCAAUGCGAGUUCUGGGGGAUGGUAUAAAGAAGCCUCCCAUUCAUAGGAGAAGUUUGAGCUGGUGUCCCUCUGGUGUACAGUUCAUUACCAUGGGUCCUGACUUUACUUGUAGAAGUUACAGCCUAGAAGGCCUUGCUGGAGACUCUGGUGAGAACAAGAAGCCUUCUGCAAACUUGGAGGCUUCUUCUCUGAGCUCCAAAGACCUCAGACGGACCCCGCUUGCCAGCAAUCAGUGCGGGUCCCUGGUCUUGCUCACUGAAGAACUUGAGCAAGGAGAAAUCAGAGACUACGAUCACCAGAUCCAUCAAACAUCACAGCCGCAAGGAUUUAAUUUCUGUUCUUCUGCUGUUUCAUCUCCACUGACCAAAUCUAUGUCUCUAAUGUCAAUUAGUAAACCAGUGCUGGACAGUACACAGGCGUUCAGCGGCCCCACGGGUUCCUCAGUUCAGAGCAUAUCUGAAGAGAGCAGCAGUGUCCCUGCUGGUAAAAGUGUAACAAAAGUCAGUCGAACCUUCAGCUACCUCAGGAAUAAAAUGUCCAGCAGCAAGAAGAGCAAAGAAAAAGAGAAAGAUAAAGAGAAGACUAAAGAGAAGGACAAAGAUUCCAAGGAGAAGGAAAAAGAUAAGAAGCUGUUAAAUGGACAUCUCUUCACUGCAACCGCCGUUGUAGCCCAAGCAACCUGUUACCACUGUAUGAAACCUUUCAAUAAGGAUUCGUACUACUGUGCAAACUGCAAUGCAAUUGUUCACAAAGGCUGUAAGGAGAGUUUUGCUUCUUGUGCAAAGGUCAAAAUGAAGCCACAGAGAGGGAUGCUGCAGGCACAUGAUACCUCUUCAUUACCCACAGUAACCAUGAGAAACAAAAGUUCACAACCGAAGGAGCGCCCUCGCUCUGCAAUACUUGCUCCUGAUGAAAACACUGUAACCUCAAUAUUCAAUAACAGGAGAUCACAACAGACUACAGCACUUUCAAAAAGUGUCUCAAUACAGAACAUUGCAGGAGUUGGGAACGAUGACAGCUUAAUACACACUUGGAAAUUCCUGUCGCAGUCAACAGACUCCUUACAUAAAAUCAGCCGGGUGAAUGAAUCCAUGGAGUCACUGGUUGACGAAGGUGCGGACAUGAAUGAAGGACAGCUGAUGGGAGACCUGGAAUUAGAUUCCAAGCAGCUGGAGGCAGAGUCCUGGAGCCAAGUAGUGGACAGCAAGUUCCUACAGCAGCAAAACAAAGAUGUUGUCAAACGGCAAGAUGUCAUUUACGAGCUAAUGCAGACAGAAAUGCAUCAUGUCCGCACCCUGAAGAUCAUGAAUGAUGUGUACAGUGCAGGGAUGUUAAAGGAACUGCAGUAUGAUCAACAAGUCGUGGACAAGAUCUUUCCCUGCCUGGAAAACUUGCUGCACAUCCACAGUCACUUCUUCCAGCGGAUUCUGGAAAGGAAGAAGGAGUCAUUGGCAGACAAAAGUGAAAAGAACUUUGUUAUCAAGAGGAUAGGUGACGUCCUAGUGAAUCAAUUCUCCGGUGAGAGUGCCGAGCGAAUGAAGAAAACAUACGGCAAAUUCUGCGGGCAUCACAAUGAGGCAGUAAAUAACUUCAAAGAUCUGUACUCAAAGGACAAGCGGUUUCAGGCAUUUGUCAAGAAAAAAAUGAGCAGCUCCCUGGUGAGACGUCUUGGGAUUUCUGAAUGUAUCUUGUUGGUAACACAGAGAAUCACAAAGUACCCAGUCCUUUUACAAAGGAUACUGCAGUACACCAAAGAAAAUGAAGUGGAACAUGAAGACUUGACUCAGUCAUUAAACCUCGUUAAAGAUGUGAUUGCUGCAGUCAAUAGCAAAGUCAGCAAUUACGAAAAGAAAAUGCGUCUUGGUGAGAUUUACAACCGGACAGAUAGCAAGUCCAUAAUGAGGAUGAAGAGUGGCCAGAUGUUUGCAAGAGAGGACUUGAGGCAUCGCAAGCUCAUCCGAGAUGGGCCUGUUUCACUAAAAAAUGCAGCUGGCCGGUUAAAAGAAGUCCAGGCUGUUCUUCUCUCUGACAUGCUCGUAUUCCUUCAGGAGAAGGACCAGAAGUAUGUCUUUGCCUCACUGGACCAGAAAUCCACUGUGAUCUCUCUGAAGAAGUUGAUCGUACGAGAAGUGGCUCAUGAAGAGAAGGGUUUGUUUCUGAUCAGUAUGGGUGUAAAAGAUCCCGAAAUGGUGGAAGUCCAUGCUAGCUCCAAAGAAGAGCGUAAUGGCUGGAUACAGAUCAUUCAAGACACAAUGAACACCAUGGAUAAGGAUGAAGACGAAGGAGUCCCGUGUGAGUCUGAGUUUGAAAAGAAAGUGUCGGAUGCCAGAGUGAGAGGACUGAAAGAACAACUUCAGCAGAAGGAUAAGCAGAUUCUCCUCUUGCUGGAGGAGAAGGCUAAGAUCUUCCGGGACAUGGCAGACAGUUCUGUGCAGGAGGACAUGCCAGGCUCCAGGCUGCUCUUCAGAGCAAACACAGAAGAGGCACCAAAAGGAGAGGCCAUUAUGAAAACUGCAAUAAAUGAAGUUGAACUGCUGCAAGACCUGGUGAACAGAAGCCUGGGCACUGCCCUCGGACAGCAGGUCAGCAGCACUGCCGUGGAACCAGAAGGAGGAGUUGGCCCCAUUUCUCUUCCUAGAAGGGCAGAAACUUUUGGAGGAUUUGACAGUCAUCAGAUGAACGCUUCCAAGUGUGGAGCAAAAGAUGAAGGCGAUGAUGCUCAGGACCUUCGGAGAACAGAGUCAGACAGCAUUUUAAAGAAGGGUGGAAAUGCUAAUCUGAUGUUCAUGUUGAAAAGGAAUAACGAGCAGGUCCUCCAAACCAUUACCAGCCUCCAUAAGCUGCUCAGUGCUUUGCAGGGUGUUGUGCUGCAGCAGGACACCUACAUUGAGGACCAGAAGCUGGCUCUGAGUGAGAGGGCUCUGACCCGAAGCUUCUUCCGGCCGACCUCACUGCUGGAGCAGGAGAAGCAGCGCAACCUGGAGAAGCAGCGCCAGGAGUUGGCCAACCUGAAGAAGCAGCAGACACAGCACCAGGAGGAGAGGCGGAGGAGAGAGAAGGAGUGGGAAGUCCGUGAGAAGGAGCUGGCGGAGCAGGAGGCCCACCUGGCCCAGCGAGAGGAGCAGGUCCAGAGAGGUUGGCAGGAUCUUGAGCGGGAGCGAGAGGAGCUGCAGGUGAAGAAGGCUUCCUACCAGCUCGACCUGGAGAGGCUUCGCGCAGCGCAGAAGCAGCUGGAGAGGGAGAAGGUGCAGUUCAAGCAAGAUGUUGAGCGAUUAGCUCAAAUGCGGCAGGAGCCUGACCACAACCAGGUUUCAAAUCUACAUGAGAAACUUGGAAGAGUCCCCUCCCAAUCCAGCAUUGAUGACUCCUCCAAGCAGAAGAGCCCUUCCCUUCCUAAACAAGGGCACUUUGAUGCAGAACUGUCUGUCUCCCCUAAAAGGAACAGUCUUUCAAGGACACACAAAGAGAAAAGCACUUUCCAUUUGCUUAGCACAACAAACCAGACUAACAAGGCAGCUGAGGAACAGCCCCAGAUGCCUACCCGUCUCUUCAGUUUAGCCAAACCAAAGGAGAAGAAGGAAAAGAAGAAAAAGGGCAGGGGACAUCGCUCCCAACAGUCUGAUUCUCACUCGUCAGAAGCACCUCCAGAGGGUGAGGAGAUCUUCUGCUGAGCACAGAUGGUUCCACUGGUCACUCUCGGCAUUGGUACAGUAGACAUCUCCCUGCCCGCUCCACAGCACGCUGCUGGUGCCUGCAUCUGACAAGCAUCUGGAGGUUUUAAAUAAAACAUGUUAUGAAGUCUGUUAAGUGGUGGGAAAGGGCCUCUCUCCUGUGGUUUUGCGUGAGUUCUCACCACAGAGGCUGACUGCACAGCAAAUAGUACCGUCUCUCUGUGCAAACCUUGGGUUGAAUCGAUUGGGAUAGAUGUUUUCUGUCUCUUCUUACUGCUAAAGGAUGAGAGAACAUAGCCUUAAGGGGUCUGUGCCUUCAAAUUCCCCUUUUCUGGGGAACAUAACCAAAACCAAGCAUUUAGCAAAAGAUUAGGACUCUACAAAUGGUGCGUACACACUGGCAUAUAUAGAUAUACUGUAUAUAUACAUAUAUGUAUCUAUGUAUCCGCUGGGAUAUGCUUACAGUCUGUCCAGCCACGCUUAGCUCGGCCCAUGGGGAUAGAUGAUACCUGAUGACUUUCAGGGAGCGUGUAGAUAUUAAAUAUCUUGCCCUUACUGCUCCGAUUGUAAGGCCAUUGACUUGCAUGCCCCUUUUGUGCUCAUGGUAUAUGGACUGUUCGGUUUCAGAAAGAUACAUUACACCAGGAAGCAGUAAUAGUGUUCAAAACAAAAAUUCAGAGAAAAAAAAAAUUAAAGUAAUUCUGAAAGAUUUUCAUAGGACAGAGGAUUUAAAUGUCAAACUGUUUCCAGAAUCAAGCAGAACGUCUUUGGGUAUGUUUAAAAUGGUGCAGAAAAGAGAAAUCUGGUAGGCUUGUAAGACAACCCCAGGGAGCCAGAACAAAUAGUAUUCAAGUGGGAACAACUCUAAGCAACUUUUUUUUAUGCAGUCUCUUUGAGCUCCAGUUCACUCCUUCCCAUCCCCUAAGUUAAGAUUUUUAUUUUUUCUUUUUGCCAGAAUAUAGUUCUCCAGUUAAAUUUGGCAUCCCUUCAUUACAAGCCUGAUGACUUACUUGGAGAGAUGGCUGAAAAUCUGCUUUUAGGGACCUUUGUUCUUUUAUUUGUAUUUUUCUUCCCCUACUUCAUGUGUUAACAUUGGGCUUCUGUUUCUCUGGAUUUUGUCAGCUUCCCUUGCUUGUUUCUAAGGCAGAAUGAGACAACAGCAAUUUCAGAGCACUUCAGUGAGAUACUGCAGGUCAGGGGACUGAGUGAUGUGAGCAGAGCAAACUCCAAAGCUGCGGCUCCUGGUUGCUAUGCCUAUACAAUACUGUGCACUUAUUAACCGUUUCUGGGGAGAUAAUACCUUCUCAUGGACAAAAGCACGGUGGGACAGGUCCAAACAUCCAGUGUGGCAGGUCUGUUUCCAUUGCCGUGGGCUCUAGGGUGAAAGUGUCCGUGUGUCCCCGUGUUGCCAUCAGCAGAAGGGGGAGGUCUGAGGGUGGCUCUCGCUGUGCUGACUGUGAGGUGUUUGUACAGCUGUUGAAUAUACGGAUGUGUUCAGCAGGGGAAGAGAAAUGCAGCAAGCCAAACUUUUUUCCAAAAUUAUUGUUCCUCCAGUCCCUCUCAGGGGAAUUGUCUGAGCAGAUUUGUAAAUGGUUAGGAGAC